Messenger RNA from Oncorhynchus tshawytscha (Chinook salmon), 2051 nucleotides. RefSeq names its product myocyte enhancer factor 2b (gene mef2b). Bases 288 to 1565 code for a protein of 425 amino acids. Gene Ontology annotation, molecular function: DNA-binding transcription factor activity, RNA polymerase II-specific; RNA polymerase II cis-regulatory region sequence-specific DNA binding; protein dimerization activity. Lineage: Eukaryota; Metazoa; Chordata; Actinopteri; Salmoniformes; Salmonidae. The transcript is spliced from 9 exons. Gene Ontology annotation, biological process: positive regulation of transcription by RNA polymerase II. The record is from RefSeq and is a predicted model, not a curated record.
CUGCCGGAGAUGUGCGCGAUGUUGGAAGGAGCGCUCCUGAAUCAUCAUCCUCUAGCAUCAAGUGGACACCUCUAGCAACGGAACUGCGUAUUCUCUUCACUUCAACGAGGACGAAGAGCUCUUGAAUAAUUUUGAGACAGGAAACAAACUAGUAAUAUACUCUGCUGUCGUAUUUCUCAGUAAAUACCGGGUCAAACGCAGAGCCUACAGUAAAGAAAAAGGGAAAAACGUGACACUGGAGAAACAUCAAAGAAUAGUGUAAAGCCACCUGUCAGACUGCGAUCACAAUGGGAAGGAAAAAAAUACAAAUCUCUCGUAUCCUGGACCAGCGGAAUAGACAAGUUACUUUCACCAAGCGUAAGUUUGGCCUGAUGAAGAAGGCGUAUGAGCUGAGUGUGUUGUGUGACUGUGAGAUUGCCCUCAUCAUCUUCAACAGCACCAACCGUCUGUUCCAGUACGCCAGCACUGACAUGGACAAGGUCCUACUCAAGUACACAGAGUACAGCGAGCCUCACGAGAGUAGGACCAACACAGACAUAAUGGAGACUCUGAGGAGGAAAGGCCUGGGUCUGGACGGGACAGAGCUGCUGGACACUGAGGAGCCCAUGCAGGUUGCAGCAGAGAAGUUCGGUCCACUAAGCGAGGGCAUGGACCUCUCCCUAGCCCGCCAGCGCUACUAUGCCCCCUCCCUGCUCUCACCCGAGGCCCAGUUCCUGGUGACUGCUGGCUGUGAGAAUGGAUACCCCAACUCGUCCAACCCCAGCCUGAGCUCCCACAGACCCCCUGCCUUCAAGCCACUGGGCCCCAGACCAGGCUCAGUCAGCCCUGCAGGGCCCCACAGCCACGCUACCUUCAUGUCUCCACACUCAGGUAUUGGCUACUCCAUAUUCUCCCAUGGCAACCUGAGCCGGGCCUUGGAGAUGAAGACUCCUCCCCCUUUGAACCUGGGCAAUGACAACCGGCGGGCAGAGAGCCACCCUGGUAUGGGUGGCAUUCGCGCCAACCUCAACAGUGCUAGAGGCAUACUGUACCAGGGUAUGCACCCAGGGAACCACAUGCUGACCAUGGGGAAGGCAGGUCUGCUGGGCCAGAAUCUUGGGGGCUACGGCCUCUCUGCUGGACCAUCUGACUACAGCCACCCAGGUUUCUCCCAUGCUGUGAGUCUACAGCGUGGUACAGUGAACCCGUGGCAGACGGCACAACAGCAGGAGCAACAUGUACCCCACCUCAGCCCAGCGAUGUCCAGCGGAGGGUGCUCUUUUCCCUCUCAGGCCUCCACCCCCACCACUCCUCCUCACCCCUCCCUCAACCUCAGCAUCAAAUCAGAGCGAGCCUCCCCGGAGCGCAUCUGCUCUGCGACCUCUCCGCCGCUGCAACAUCUGAGGCAGCACUCUCCAAUGAGCACCCCCGAUUCUGCUCGCCACACACCCCAGGAACCUUACCCAGCCAAUGAGAGAGAGGAAUUCCCCAAAGGAGGUUUUCCCUACCCGGCUCAGCAAGGGGCAGAGGAGAAAGGGGGGCUGCCCCUGAGGCAAUUAGAAAUUAGCGAUGGGUGGCAGAGAUAGUUGGCAGUGACUACCACACACCAUCCACCCUCCUUCAAGCCAAAGCAAGCCUGCCACAUGGUUGCCCACUCACAGAGAGAGGAGGAUGGGGAGAUGAGGUUCAUUAAUUCACAUCAUCCCAGAGGAAAGAAAGACCCCCCUUAGAGCUGGGCUGGACUCUCCCUUGUGGGUGAUGAAGAUGUGUCACUGCCUCUCUGAUCCUGAUAUAUUGCUGGGUGUGUUGUUGGGUUUUGUUGGUUUGUCUGUGUGUUGGGGUCAGAGGGUAUGUCAAACCACAUAUCAGUGUAGUUCUCUCAUCCUGUUUGAGCUACAGAGCAGAGGGUAAGGGAGAUUCAGUCAUUUAGCCAUGUUCUUAGAGCACUGUGUUUCAGAGUAGUACUUUACAUUCAGGUCCCCAGUUACAGUGCCUUCGGAAACUAUUCAGACCCCUUGACUUUUUCCACAUUUUGUUAGAUUACAGUCUUAUUCUAAAAUGGAAUUAAAAAA